Molecule: messenger RNA, 978 nt
Organism: Salarias fasciatus (jewelled blenny)
Lineage: Eukaryota; Metazoa; Chordata; Actinopteri; Blenniiformes; Blenniidae
Gene: stmnd1
Product: stathmin domain containing 1
Exons: 4
Coding region: 142-978 (278 amino acids)
Source: RefSeq, a predicted model, not a curated record
ACCAUGUCUCAUCUUAUGAAAUAGUGAAAUAGAACAUUUGAGGAUCUGGGGUUUGUGUGCCUCCAGGAUGGGUCGGAGAGUAAAGCUGGUGUUCGGGGCGACUCGGCCGUGUCGAAAGGCACCACAGACAGCGGGGUGGUGAUGGAGAACCGAGAGGCACCGGCGCUGCCUGGAGCCGUGCCCGCGAAGCUCCCUCCUCUCACGUCUGAGAGCGUGAGAGAAAGUGAGGCGGACAGGGUAACACAAGAUGGUCUGCUGCAGAAGGAGAGCGCAGCACAGGAGCGCCUGAAGUCCAGCGAGAUCCUGGAAGAGCUGCUGAAUGAGGGCAUCAUCCCGGUGGAGCCGGCCAGAGGGACCAACAGCAGGGCCGGGGAAGCUUAUAGCAUCAUGCUGGACGACAGUGAAGAGGUCAGACGAAGGCCUCCUGCCAGACUGGAGUCUCUGAGGGUGAAAAAGACUCAGAGCGUCCACAACAAAGAAGAGAUCGAUGAAAAGAUGCGGCAGGUUGAAGAGAGGCGGAAGUCAAGAGAAGACGAGCUCAAGACUCGCUUGAGGACCAAGUCUGCGCUCGUGCGCCGCCCAGCUCCCGUCCCCACCACUGAGGAGGAAGGAGGUGCAACUCUCACCUUUGUGGAGCCGCUCCAGUCACCCCUGUCCCCCGACCCGCCCCGAGGUCCACAAGUCUACGGCCAGAUCACAGGCGGCGCCGCUGAAGAAGAGGAAGAGGAGAGCUGCAGGGAGGCUGCGAGUGAUGGCAGGCAGCACGAGGCGAAAACGAGGAGGUCAGACGCAAAAGCAGGGCAGAGCAGAGCUGAUCAAGGGGAAACUGCAAAGAGGGAGGGAGAGGAGGAGCAAAAUGAGAAAGAGGAGUUGACCCGAGUGGAGGAGUUCAGGGCAGACAAGGUCGUCUCCACCUCCUGGGAGCUGGAGAGCGAUUCAAGCUUUCAACAAGCUGAAGACAAAGACGAAAUAUUUUGA